Elaeis guineensis (African oil palm) is the source of this 1653-nucleotide messenger RNA. RefSeq lists its product as uncharacterized. The record is from RefSeq and is a predicted model, not a curated record. Lineage: Eukaryota; Viridiplantae; Streptophyta; Magnoliopsida; Arecales; Arecaceae.
UCGACGUUAAAAGGACUUUUGGGGGUCUCUGAAUCCGGAGAGCAGCCAUUUUUCCCACUGUCUCCCUUUAUUCCAUCUCUUUCUUUCUUUUAAAUAUAAUAAUAUUAAUAUUAAUGUAAACUACUUGUCUUCUCCGACUCUUUCUCCUUCGAUCUCCGUCCUCCUCCCGUCUUUCUCUCUUCUUUCCCUUUCCUGCACGCCAUGGAGAUCUAGGGUUAGGGUUUCGUUCAAUUCUCUUCCAAGGCUGCGACCCGCACUCCCCCGCUUUCCCUCCGAGGUGGAAGUUCUCCAAGGUUAGAAGGGAAUAAUUUUAUUAAGUGGAUAUUUGGAUCUUGAUGUGUGCUUGAACAUUUAUGUGGUGUGGUAACAAAUCAAGUCAUCAUCGGAGGAAACUCGCUUCAUCCAGUCACAUUUUGGCCAAAUUUAAUUUCAAUGGCAGUGAAGUUUGUUUAAGAAAGCUUUGUAUGGCUUCAGACACUUGUCAGAAGAGAGGUAUCAAGCAGAACUUGUUGAACCUGGAAGACAUACGGUUGGAUACUAAUUGGGAAGAUGUGACUUGCCCAAUAUGUUUGGAUUUCCCACAUAAUGGAGUAUUACUGCAGUGUUCUUCAUAUGAUAAGGGGUGUCGGCCAUUCAUGUGUGAUACAGAUCACACCCACUCAAACUGUCUCAGCCGUUUUAAGAGUGCAUAUGGGUUGCCUGCUAUUGCAAAAGUUUCAUCAACUACAAAUGAGACUUCUCUGGAAAGCUUUCAGGAGAUCCCAUCAAGCCCCAACAGCCGACCAACCUGUCCGCUGUGUAGAGGAGAUGUUAUAGGAUGGAUUGUAAUAGAUGAGGCCCGUCUGUAUCUGAACAUGAAAAAAAGGUGCUGCCAAGAGAAAUGCUGUUCAUAUGUGGGCAACUUUUUUGAGCUGCAGAAGCACACUCAAUUAAAACACCCCCAUUCACGUCCUUCGGAAAUAGACCCUGCAAGACAACUAGAUUGGGAAAAUUUCCAGCAGUCUUCAGAUAUCAUAGAUGUCUUGAGCACCAUACAUGCAGAAGUACCACAUGGUGUGGUUUUGGGGGACUACGUAAUUGAGUAUGGGGAUGAAGAGACAGGAGAUGAAUAUGAUGAUUUCCACCGGAAUAGACGCAAGUGGUGGACCUCUUGUAUUUUGUUUGUAAACUUUAGGGCUUCAAGAAACCGACGGAGAUCAGGAAGAAGUGAAAGAAGCGAAAGAAGUGAAAGGAGAAGCAGUGGCCGAUCAAGCUCUGAUGGUUCAAAUCUGGAUGAGGGUUCUACAAGAUCUGUAGACAUAAGAGAAUACAGGUUUGAGGAAACCGAUGACGAGUAUGUAGGAGCCACCGGUGGUGGUGGUGGUGCAGCAUCCAGGAGAAUCCCCAGCCAUUACAGGUAUGCGAGGCGCAGAUCUCGUUUUUAUGAUCCUUGACAAGCAAGCGUCCAUGGCAUCCACUGCCCCGUGAUGACUUUCUUUUAUCUUCUCCCAUCCAAAUUUCAUUCUCUUUUGUUGCUAUAGGAUGUCUAUGACAUUUGUUUGUGCAUAUGAAAAUGCUAUUGUAUUGUAUGCAGCCCUCAGCGAAUUUAGUGUUUACAAUCUAUCAACAUGUUUCUCCUUUUUGUUAAUGCAAGCCAAAUCUAUGAUUUUUUUA